Molecule: messenger RNA, 14355 nt
Organism: Copidosoma floridanum
Lineage: Eukaryota; Metazoa; Arthropoda; Insecta; Hymenoptera; Encyrtidae
Gene: Dhc98D
Product: Dynein heavy chain at 89D
Biological process (GO): microtubule-based movement
Cellular component (GO): dynein complex
Molecular function (GO): ATP hydrolysis activity; minus-end-directed microtubule motor activity; dynein intermediate chain binding
Source: RefSeq, a predicted model, not a curated record
AUGUGGCUGCAAGACAAAGUGCUGAAGUUCCUCGGACUCGACGACGCGCACAAGAUGUUCAACGACCUCAUCAACGCAAACGGGCGCGAAGUCGAAGAGAAGCUCUUAAAGUUCUUCAACACAAAGACCCACGAAAUCAGCGACCCCAACCGCAAGCAGGUCUUCUUUUACAAAACCUACAGGGACGAGAUAGUGCAGGAAGAAGUAUCCGUUUGGGAGGAAGACGAGAAGAUGAAGAAAAAGUCAAAGAGGUCGAAGAGGGGCAAGCCGAAGCUGGAGAGGAGCGAGUCGAUAAGGACGGACAACAACGUGGCGAUCGACAAGCUGGACUCGGAAACGGCUCUGCGGUCGAACCGGUCGACUACCGGCGACGAGGAGGAGGAGGAGGCCGGCUACGAGACCGAGUUCGAGGACGAAGACGUCUUCGCCGCGCUCAUGCGAGACAAGAGCCAACCGAUCCUCCACAGUGCCGCUUACGAUAACGAAAACUUUGUCCCUCCGCCCGGGGAAGAGGACAACUACAUACUGACAAGGAAAGUCGUGGACCGCGUGGUGCGAAUCCCGGUCCUGCACUGCUUUUUUGGCGAGCUGGACGGCUCGAGUCUGGAACUGGACGAUCAGCGUCUGAUAUACGUCAUCCGCGCGAGCGACGCCGCGGUGCCCAGCUACAACUCGCGGGCCGAGUGCUGGGCCGACAUGCCGCGCCACGUGAUCGUCGGUUCGCUACAAGGCCGGUUCCUCGACUCGUUUGAGUUCCUCCUGAAGAACAUCUUCCUGCCCCUGGCCAAGGCGCAGUUCCAGAGCCCCGAAGACAUAGCCUCGAUGAUAAAGGCCCCGGGGAUGGCCCAGACCCUCGACGACCUGAAAAAGUCCGUGAGCCCUGCCUUUGCGCCGCACCUGGACCGGGGAGACAGCGGCAAGGCCGAGUUCUUGGACCGGAUGACGAAGCUCAUCGACUCGGUCGAGUGGACAAAGGAUCAGGCGGAGACGGACGUGAUGCUGACGGUGCCGGAGGUGUUUGGCAACGUGGCCCCGGGAGUGGAGAUCGCCGAUUUGGCAAAGAACUGGAAGCUCGUGGAGAGGCUCGAGAAGAUCGUCCUGACCUGGGAGAAGCACAUAGAAAAGGUGUUGGAGUCGUUCGGGGUGAAGAAGCCGCAGGGCCAGGGUCCCCUGGCCGAGUACGCGCACUGGCGCGACCGCGAGUCGGGGCUGUCCCCACUGGUCGAGCAGCUGCGCUCGCCAGCGAUCGGUAAGAUCCUCGGGGUCCUCGAUUCGGCGAACUCGGCCAUUGGCGCUGGCUUCCGGUACUUUGACAACGAGCUCACCGAGUGCUACGAAGAAGCCAAGGAGAACAACAAGUUUCUCUCGACCGUCCUGAGAUACUUCAAGAUAAUGGAGGGCGACUCGUUAACCGGUAUAAUAAACGUGAUCCCGUCGCUGUACGAGCACCUGAGCAUGAUUUGGACCCUGUCGAGGUACUACUCGAUCGAGGAGCGGAUGAUUUCCCUGCUCGAGAGAAUCUCCUGGCAGCUGCGCCAGACCGUCACCAGGAAGAUAUCCAUCAGAAAACUCUUCGAGGAGCCCCUCGAGUCGAUACUCAAAAAGACCGACGGAGCCCACAGAGUGCUGAGCCUGUGGAAGAGAGCGUACCUCGACACCCGCGCCAGCAUCGAGCUGAUGGGCAAGGGCAUGCGCUGGGAGUUUGACCAGAGGAGGAUAUUCAAGGACACCGACUACCUGGCAUCGUCGAGCGCGGAUUUGCACGAAGUCGCGGGGGUCCUGAGGGACUUUUACAACAUCUUCGGGGAGGAGCUCAAGUCGAUAGUGAGCGACGCCGCGCGCAUCGACGCGAUCAACGAGCGGGUGGGAAAAUUGCUGGGCCCGAUCCUCAUAUCGGAGGUCGACGCCUUCAACGAGUACAACCGGGAGAGCUGGGAGGCGACGAUGUCGUGGUUCCGCGCGGAGGUCGAGAGACUCGAGGCCGGGGCCAAGGUGUUCAUCGACGAGUGUUUCACCACCCUCAUCAGGGCCGAGGACGCCCUGGCCAUGCUCAUGAAGUUCCGGGGCAUGCGGACCAGGGAAGCCGUCCAGGAGAGGCUGGCCGUCAAGUUCGACAUCAUCAUGCAGCAGUUCAGCAAAGAGAUCAAUGAGAUCGACGAGAUCUUCAGCAGAGGCAAAAAGAAUCCACCGCUGUUGCGCUACCACCCGCCGAUCGCCGGUGCCAUUUACUGGGAGAGACAGCUGUUCCACAGGAUGAAGAGGCCGGCGCUGAUAUUCCAGGAGGUGGAGGAGCUGAAGAACAGCCAGCUCAAGGAUUUUGCUUUCGAGCAGUACGUCGGCGUGGCCAAGCAGAUGAAGAGCUUCGAGGACGCCAAGUUCGAGGAGUUUGUUCGAAGAGCCCGGCCGAUUCUCCACAACACCAUGAGGUCGAGCGUCUUGACUCUCCAGCCGUUCGAGAGGAAACAGGGCGACGCGCGCGCUGCCCAAUCUAAGAUCAAAGUCAACGUCCUGAAGAAAUUUGGCAGCAGCUCGAUCUCCCUUUCCCGCACGGCCUCCCACGACGAUAGGAUCAGCUAUCAGAUGUCCCGCAGGCAGAGCAUCGAUACCAAAGGCUCGCUGAACCCGAGUAUAAGAACCAUCGUCACGGUCAGGGGCCCGAGUCGCGCCGACAGAAAGUCCGAGCAGAAGCUAUCCAAGGCCAGGCUGUCCUCGGUGUCGUCUUCCACCGACAGACUGCAGCAGCAGAUCGUUAAAAACACGGAACUGAUGCGCGGGGCCAUUCUACUGGACAACCAGAUGAAGCUCACCGUGAACUUUGACACCCAAGUUUUCGAGAUGACGCGCGAGGCCGAGCUGCUGGAGCAUUUGGGGUUCGAGUUGCCGGAAUCGGUGAGAGAAAUCGGCAUACAAAAGUACAGGCUGCUUGCCGAUCGCUGGGCCGUGGAGAAGAUGAUAAACCAGUACAACGACAUCAUCAACCAGUUGGACGAAGCUGAUAUCUUGUUGCUCAAAGCUACGCUGGAGAAGGUAGAGAAGAGCAUCCAGCCAGGGGUGACGCGACUUAACUGGUACUCCCUGGGGAUCGGGGACUACGCGAGUAGUUGCAUCAAGCUCCUGAAGAGCCUUUCCUCGCUCGUCGACCAGAUCAACCGGAUUCGCCGCGAUCUCGACGCGAGCAUCGAUGACGAUCUCAGUCGCUACAACCUAUUCACGAUCGACAGAGAUACCGAUCGGCUCGACGACGAGAUACCGUCUUGCAAAGAAACGUUUCAGGAUUUUUUUGCCCGAGUCGUGAGCAAGAGGACGGAACUCGUCGGAGCGAUGCUCAAUAGCUAUCAGACCAUGGGCCCGAUGCUGGUGAAACUCGAGAGCCUCGUCGAGGGAACGUCGACGGGAAAGAGCCAGGCUAUGCUGCUCUGCUACGAGCGUUACGAGCACAAGACUUUCACGGCUCUCAUCACAUGCUUCGUGAGGAAUUUGGAGCACCUGAAACACCUGCUGUCUGGGAACAAAGCCGUGUUCAAAGUCGACGCAGCCCUGGUGGGCUCGGAGGUGACGUUGAAUCCAGCUGCCACUGAGAUCCAAGCGGCGAUCAUGAACAACGUCAAGGAUCUCAUGGAGUGGCUCAAGGUUUUCCCGAGAUGGAUGGCACGAACCUGUCUCGAGUGCAAACCCAUCAAAGACGCUUCCGACACGGAUUUCGUGACGUUCAGCUUCUACGAGGACGUGAUGGGAGUUCAGGUGGUAAACGAUCUGAUAUUCACGCUGCAAGACAUGUCGCACCGUUUGGCCCAGGACUGCCAUCGUUACCUGCAAAAGUGGAAACAGUACGGCAACCUGUGGACGGCCAACAAGGCGCAGGGCUGCGAAAAAUUCGUUACGGCCAAUCCGACUUUGCAGCAGUACGACGAGAAGUUCUCGUUUUACGACUCCAUCAUCGAGGAGCUCGACGAAAUGACGGACUACUACGAUAUUUCGAGCAUCAGGAUAAAUCUCCAGCCGCUACUAACCGGCAUAAAGGAUCACGCAUCGGAGUGGAAGACGAUACUGGGGAACUUUUUGCUGUCCAAGACACUUGGCGAGGUGAAGGAUUUCAAGGCGAUGAUCGACAAGUACAGAAUCCUCACGGAACUGGUGGUCAGCGGUCUCGAGAAGUUCAAAACUGUCAUGCAGAGCAUCUCCGACGUCAAGCGCACGGCCAUACAGGCCGAAGUGCGGUAUUCGAUGUACCAAGAGACCUUUGAAAUACUCCGAGCGCACGGGCUCGCGUUUGACGAGGGUGACGAAGAGUCUGCCCGAAACCUGCACAAGGACUGGGAACAGCUGUACCUCGGUGCUCUGUACAGGUUCACGAGCCUCGAGAGCACCAAGGACCAGUUUUGCGAGAUGUCCGUCGUGGAAAUCGAGGAGUUUGAGCGCGUCGUUUACAAGUUCGUCGAGAAGUUUCAGACCAAAGGACCCGGCAGUUGCGGCGAAGAUUUGGACGCCGGGAUGAAGAUGAUGGACGAGUACGGCUCAGAGAUAAAUCGGUUGGAGGAGAAGCUGACCGAUCUGACGAACGCCGAGCUGAUGUUCGACCUGUCCCCGGCCGACUACACGAGUUUUAGGGCAGUCAAGCGCGAUUACGAGACGAUGGUCGAGCUGUACAAGAUGUACAGGGUGCAAAAGGUCGCGAGGGACAAGUGGGCCAAGACCCUCUGGGCGAAUCUGAACCCUCAGCAGUUGGUCGACGGGAUGGAUGGGUUUUUGAAGGAGUAUAGAAAAUUGCCCAGGGCCCUGAGGCACCACAGCGUCGGACGGGCUCUCGAGGUCAGCAUGAAGAAUUUCAAGGACUCCGUGCCGCUGUUUGUCGAGUUGAAGAACGAGGCGAUGCGCGAGAGACACUGGAAGGAGCUCAUGGACAAGACUGGCAAGCACUUCGAUAUGGCCCCCAAAAGGUUCACCCUGGAAAACAUGUUCGCGAUGGACCUGGCGCGCUACCAAGACAUCGCCGCGACGAUCGUGAACAACGCGAGCCGGGAGCUGGCCAUCGAGCGAGGGGUCCAGGACGUCGCCAUCAUAUGGAAGACGAUGGAGUUCAAGCUCCUUAGACACGAGAAAGCUGGCGAGGACCGAGGCUUCGUUCUCGGCAGCGUCGACGAGCUCAACCAGAUCCUCGAGGACAACACCCUGAAUCUGCAGAGCAUGUCGGCCUCCCAGUUCAUCGGGCCCUUCCUGGCCAUCGUGCAAAAGUGGGAAAAGGCCAUGCGGAUGAUAGCCGACGUCGUCGAGGCCUGGCUGGAGCUCCAGAGGCGCUGGAUGUACCUGGAGGGCAUAUUCGUUGGGGGCGACAUCAGGUCACAGCUGCCCGAGGAAGCCGAGCGCUUCGACAACGUCGACAACCACUACCGCCAGCUCAUGGCUGAAACGGCGAUCAAGCCCAACGUCCUGGAGUGCUGUUCCGUCGAGAAUCGUCUGGAGGAGUUCCAGGGCCUGAUAGAGGCCCUGGAGAGGUGCCAGAAGUCCCUGAGCGAGUACCUCAAGAGCAAGCGCGCCGUCUUCCCGCGUUUCUCUUUCAUCAGCGACGACGAGCUGCUGAGCAUCCUCGGCAGCUCAGAGGCCAGUGUCAUCCAGGAGCACGUGGGCAAGAUGUUCGACAACCUCAGCAAGUUCCGUCUCGGGCCUGACAAUCAGGACCACGAGGUCGCGAGCGCGUUGAUAUCGUCCGAGGGCGAGGUCAUGGAUUUUCGGGAGCCGGUCGUUGCCGAGGGCCACAUCGAGGAGUGGCUGGUUCUGGCUCUCGAGGAGAUGAGACGCUCCAAUCGGUACCUCACCAAGAAGGCCGUCUUUGAGUACGGCAAGAUGCUCAAAGCAAGGACCGAAUGGAUGCUGGAUUUCCAAGGGAUGCUGAUACUGGUGGCGAACCAAAUUUGGUGGACCGCGGAGGUUGAAAACGUCUUCAAGAAGAUAGCCAUGGGACGAAAGCGCUCCAUGAAAGAGUAUCUUCAGCAGCUGAACGACCAACUGGACGAGGUCGUCAAACUUAUGGGAGGCGACACGCUGACGAACAACGACAGAAAAAAGUUGGACUCGGUAUUGACGAUCGACGUUCAUACGCGCGAUAUCGUGGAAGGAUUCGUCAGGGACAGCAUUAUGGACGCGCUCGAGUUCGAAUGGGAAAGUCAAUUGCGAUUUUAUUGGCUACACGACCUGGACAACGUGUGGAUGAAUCAGUGCACGGGAACUUUCGAAUACGGCUACGAGUACAUGGGGCUCAAUGGGCGAUUGGUCGUCACUCCCCUGACCGAUCGCAUUUAUUUGACCAUCACCCAAGCAUUGUCGAUGCAGCUCGGCGGAGCUCCAGCGGGACCUGCCGGUACGGGAAAGACCGAGACCACCAAAGAUCUGGCAAAGGCUCUGGGUCUUCUCUGCGUCGUCACCAAUUGCGGCGAAGGUAUGGACUACGUAGCCAUCGGCAAGACUCUCGGAGGCCUGGCUCAGUGCGGGGCCUGGGGAUGUUUCGACGAGUUCAACAGGAUCGACGUGUCCGUGCUCUCCGUCAUCUCCACUCAACUGCAAACCAUCAGAUCGGCAUUGCAAAACAAAGCCGCUCGAUUCAUCUUUGAGAACCAAGACAUCGCGCUGGAUUCCAAAGUGGGAGUCUUCAUAACAAUGAAUCCAGGUUACGCUGGUCGGACGGAAUUGCCAGAGUCGGUGAAAGCUCUCUUCCGACCGGUUGUCUGCAUCGUGCCCGACAACGAGCUCAUCUGCCAGAUAAAGCUGUUCAGCGCGGGUUUCCUGACGGCCAAAGUACUCGCCAAGAAAAUGACGGUACUGUACAAGUUGGCCAAGGAACAGCUGAGCAAGCAGACCCACUAUGAUUUCGGGCUGCGAGCCCUCAAAUCGGUACUUAACAUGGCCGGCCAGUUGAAACGAACUUCCGGCGAUUUGCCGGAAAACGUGGUCCUCAUGCGAGCUCUGCGGGACAUGAACCUGCCCAAGUUCAUUUUCGAGGAUGUACCCCUGUUUCUGGGCUUGAUCAAGGAUCUCUUUCCCGGACUGGACUGCCCGAGGGUUAGAUAUCCGGACUUUAACGACGCCGUUGAGAAAGCCCUCGAGGACAAGAACUACAUCGUUAUUCCCGACCAGGUGGACAAAGUCGUUCAGCUUUACGAGGUGAUGAUGACCCGGCACUCGACUAUGGUCGUGGGGCCGACGGGUGGUGGGAAAUCGGUGGUCAUUCAGGCGCUCUGCGACGCCCAGACCUUACUCGGCAAGCCCACGAAACUGUACACUUUGAAUCCAAAGGCCUGCACCGUCAUUGAACUCUAUGGAGUCUUGGAUAACACCACGAGGGACUGGACCGAUGGUCUGCUCAGCAACAUUUUCCGGGAGGUCAACAAGCCCUUGGACUCGGGGAAAGACGAAAGGAAGUACAUUAUGUUCGACGGAGACGUGGACGCACUGUGGAUCGAGAACAUGAACUCGGUGAUGGACGACAACAAACUGCUGACUCUGGCCAACCAAGAACGAAUCAAACUCCAAGAUCACUGCAAUCUGUUGUUCGAAGUCGGCGAUUUGCAAUACGCUUCGCCGGCUACGGUCUCCCGAGCCGGUAUGGUCUACGUAGACCCGAAAAACUUGGGCUACCAGCCUUACAUGGAAAAAUGGAUCAACAGCCGUAACAAGUCGGAGCAGAGCGUCCUCCGCAACUUGUGCGAAAAAUACGUGCAUCCCGCCAUAAAGUACAUCAUCGAUGGAAUGCUCGGACUCCAGCAACUGACUCCCCUGAAACUGGUCAUUCCCCAGACGAAUCUUAAUAUGGUCGUGCAACUGUGUGCGACGAUAGACGUUCUGUAUCCGAAACCGGCGGUGGACGAGUACGUGCACGAGGAUGACCAGGAGCGCAGCGAAGAAGAAGAGACUCGGUUCCGCGAGAAAGUAGAGUCGCGUGACGAGACCCUGGAAGCGGUGUACCUGCAAGCGUGCUACUGUUCCCUGGGGGCCGUCAUCGUCUCGGAGUCGCGCAAAGACUUUGACGACUUCAUGAAAAAGACCUCGGGUCUCAUGAUGGUCGAGGACUCGGUGGAAAAGCCCGCGGGCUUUCGCUACCUCCCCGUGCGGUACUCCCAGCUGUACGACUACGUGCUCAACGUGCAGAACAAAGUCUGGACGCCCUGGAGACAGCUCGUGCCCCAGUACGUCCACGACCGGGCGAAGCAAUUCGCGGAAAUUCUGGUGCCCACCGUCGACACGAUCAGGGCCAGUUGGUACGUCGAUCUGAUGAACAACGCCAAGAAGCCGAUCGCGCUCGUCGGGGACACCGGGACGUCGAAGAGCGCCAUCAUCAUGGACUUUCUCAGAAAUCUGAAUCCAGAGAAAUUUAGCAACUUGUCGAUUAAUUUCUCGUCGAGAACAACGUCGAUGGACGUGCAGAGAAACAUCGAGUCGGUCGUGGAAAAGAGGACCAAAGACGUUUACGGGCCACCUCCGGGUAGACGUUUGAUCGUCUUCAUCGAUGACAUGAACAUGCCGAUGGUCGACACGUACGGGACUCAGCAACCGAUCGCUCUGUUGAAGCUGCUCGUCGAGAAGGGUGGCAUGUACGAUCGAGGAAAGGACCUCAACUGGAAACGUAUCAAGGACAUAAGUUUUCUGGCGGCGAUGGGGAAAUCUGGAGGCGGCAGGCACGACGUGGACCCCCGAUUCGUAUCGAUGUUUUCCGUGUACAACGUCACUUUUCCGGCCGACGACACUUUGCACUACAUCUACAAGAGCAUUCUCUCGGGGCACCUGGAAAUUUUCCCCGAAACGAUUCAAGAACUGGCCGACCAACUCAUCAGUCUGAGUCUGGAUCUUUACAAGCUGAUAGUCAACGAGCUACCACCGACUCCGUCAAAGUUCCACUACAUAUUCAACAUGCGGGACUUGUCGAGGGUGUCCGUUGGCUUAUUGCAAAGCGAUCCAAACCACUUCAAAUUGCCUCAGCAGUUCGUGCGACUGUGGAUAAACGAGUUCACCAGAGUUUUUUGCGACCGGCUCAUCUCCAAAACCGACCAAGAGCUCGUACACGCCCACAUGGAGGAAAAGAUAACCAGCACGUGGGAGUUGGACGAGGAACUGGUUGCCUACGUUUCGCGCGAGCCUCUGCUCUUCGGUGACUUUCGAAACGCCUGCAGUGAGGACGAAGUACGCCUCUACGAGGACCUACUCGACUACGAGGCGGUCUACAGCCUGUUCAUGGAGAUCCUCGAAGAGCACAACGAGCGAAUCGGCAAACUGAGCAUGGUCCUCUUCAACGACGCUCUGGAGCACCUGACGCGAGUCCACCGCACCUUGAGGAUGUCCCGCAGCCAUGCUCUCGUUGUAGGUGUCGGGGGCAGCGGGCGACGGUCGACCAUCCGACUGGCCGCGUUUGCCGCGAACUGCGAACUCUUCGAAAUCGCCCCCAGUCGCGGCUACGACGAAUCAGCCUUCCGCGAUGACAUGAAGAAACUGCUGACGAUGGCUGGGGCGGAGAACAAGAGUACCGUCUUCAUGUUCACGGACGAGCAGGUGGUGGACGAGAGCUUCCUGGAGAUCGUGAACAACUUGUUGACGACCGGCACGAUAUCCGCGCUGUUCGCCGACGACGAGAAGGACGCAAUUGUCAAUAAUUGCAGGAACGCGGCGAAAGACGCCAACUACGGUGUCACGAAGGAGAACGUGUGGGCGUUCUUCGUGAAGAGGAGCAGCGAGAAUCUACGGGUCGCGCUGUCGAUGAGCCCGUCGGGCGACAUACUGCGAGCGCGUUGCCGCAGCUACCCGGGACUCGUCAAUUGCACGACGAUCGACUGGAUAUUCCCGUGGCCGGAGCAAGCCCUCCUGGCCGUGGCCAGCGUGACCUUGAGAGACAAUGCUUUUAUCCCCGACGUUCAUCGGGAGGCGGUGGUGCGCCACGCCGUUCAUGCCCAUGUCCUGGUAAACGCGUACACGAGUGAUUUCCUCGCCAAGCUCCGGCGCCCGAACUACGUCACUCCCAGGCACUACCUCGACGCCCUCGAGACUUACGUCAAUUUGCUCUCCGAGCGGCGAAGCUACAUCGAAUCGCAGUGCGCCCGUCUCUCGGGAGGUGUUUCAAAAAUCGCGGACGCCUCGGCGAACCUCGACCAGUUGAACGCCGUACUGGCGGUUCAGCGAGUCAAAGUGAAAGAGCAAACGCAGAACUGCGAAAUUUUGCUGGUGAGCAUAGGCGAGAGCACGGAAAUAGCCGUGACGAAGAAAGCCUUGGGUGAGGAGAAGCGAAGGGAAAUCGAGGAGAGGAACAAGAUGAUCGCCAAAGAGUCGACCGAGGCCAGGGAGGCCCUUGCCGAGGCUCAGCCGACCCUCGAGAGGGCAAGGAAGGCUCUGAGCGAGCUCGAAAAGUCCGACAUCACCGAGAUCAGGUCGUUCGCAACGCCGCCAGAGCCGGUGCAAGUGGUGUGCGAGUGCGUCGCGAUUCUGAGGAACGUGCGCGAAAUCUCGUGGAAGAGCGCCAAGGGUAUGAUGAGCGACCCGAACUUUUUGCGCCUCCUUCAGGAGAUGAACUGCGACGAGAUAACUUUGAAGCAGCAGCAAAUGGUCAAGACUCACCUGAAAAAAUCAAACAAGAUGGAACAAAUGAGGACCAUCAGCAAGGCCGGCUACGGGCUGUACAAGUUCGUCAUGGCCGUUUUAGGCUACUGCGCUGUUUUUCGCGAGGUGAAACCGAAAAUAGAAAGGGUUAAAGAGUUAGAGUCGGAAUCGGAGAAGGCGAAAAAGGCCAUGGAGCACGAAGAGCGCGAGCUCAAAAGACUGGAGAAGCUACUGCGGGAGCUCAACGCGAAAUACAAGACUGCCAUGUCGGAGAGGCAACGACUGCAGGAGGAAACCGAGCUGCUGGAGAGGCGCCUGGUCGCUGCGGACAAACUGAUCAACGGUCUGUCGUCGGAGAACGAGCGCUGGAAGAGAGAACUGGAGGCUCUGAACGUCGAGCUCGAGAAGAUCGUCGGCAACUGUUUGCUGUCCUCCGAGUUCUUAGCCUACCACGGCCCGUUCACGUUCGAGUUCAGGAACGAGAUGCUCUACAACGACUGGCAACAGAGCAUCCUGGAAAAAGAGAUCCCCCUGUCGCAACCUUUCAAAAUCGAAAGCCAACUCAGCAGCGACGUCGAGAUUAGCGGCUGGAAUUCGGAGGGUCUGCCGCCCGAUGAGCUGUCAGUCCAGAACGCCAUACUGACGGUCAGGUCGUCGCGGUUUCCCCUUUGCAUAGACCCCCAGCAGCAAGCCCUCAAGUGGAUCAAGAAGCGCGAGGAGAAGUCGAACCUCAAGAUCCUCACUUUCAGCGACUCGGACUUUAUCAAGCAAGUGGAGAUCGCCAUCAAAUACGGCUUUCCCGUUCUCUUCCAAGACGUCGAUUACGUCGACCCCGUCCUCGACAACGUCAUCAUGAAGAACAUCCAGACUGCUCCCGGUCGGAGUUUCGUCAUGCUCGGGGACAAAGAAGUCGACUACGAUCCACGAUUCCGCAUGUACUUGACGACGAAGCACGCGAACCCGGCUCUGAACCCGGCCAUCUACGCGAAAGCUACCGUCAUCAACUACAUGGUCACGACGAGUGGAUUGGAGGAGCAGCUGUUGUCGGUGGUCGUGCGCACCGAGCGCCCGGACAUAGAGGAGCAGCGCGAGGCUCUGGUGAUCGAGACGAGCGCCAACAAAGCCCUGCUCCAGCAACUCGAGGACAACCUACUGCUCGAGAUAGCCAGUAACCAGGGCAACAUGCUCGACAACAUCGACCUCAUCGAGACUCUGGACAACACGAAAUCGAGCGCCCAGGAGGUGUCGGUCAAACUGAGCGAGGCCGUCGUCACGUCGAGACAGAUAGACGGUCUGCGCGAGGACUACAGAGCCGCGGCCAAGCGAGGCGCCAUACUAUUCUUCGUCCUGGCCGACAUGGCCAUCGUCAACUCCAUGUACCAGUACUCGCUCAGCAGCUACGUCAAGGUCUUUGUGCAGUCGUUGAAGAAGGCCUUGCCCCAUCCCACGCUGGCGCGUCGACUCAAAAACGUCGUGAGGACGCUGACGCGGAACGUCUACGACUACGGCUGCACCGGCCUCUUCGAGAGGCACAAGCUGCUCUUCUCCUUCCAGAUUUGCACACGGAUCGAAAGAGACCUGGGACGCGUCAGCCAAGCCGAGCUCGACUUUUUCAUCAAAGGCAACGUUUCGCUCGAGAGAUCCACCAGGGAAAAUCCCACCGAUGGCUGGCUCUCUGUCUCCGGCUGGGAAGACACUCUCAAGCUGGCGAACGACUUUCCCGACCGGUUCAGUCAGUUGCCGGACGAGCUCGAGCUUCACGGCGCGGAAUGGAAGAGCUGGUAUGACCUGGACAGCCCGGAAUCCGCCGAUCUACCCUGCGGCUACUCGUCCAAGCUCGUGCCUUUCGAGCACCUGAUGCUGUUGCGCUGCUUCCGAGCGGACCGUGUGUACCGUGCGCUUGUCAUCUACAUUACCAAUCAAAUGGGCGUGGAGUACGUGACGCCGCCGAGCGUCGGUUUCGAGGCCAUAUACGAGCAGAGCACUUCGACCAUGCCGGUCGUCUUUGUUUUGAGCCCAGGGUCUGAUCCUACCAGCGAACUGAUCAAGCUCGCCGAGAGACACGGCUUUGGCUCUGGAAACUUUAGGCACCUGUCGUUGGGCCAGGGACAAGAACAGUCGGCCAUAGAAUUGCUGGAAACAGCGGUGACGGGUGGCCAGUGGCUGAUGCUGCAGAACUGCCAUUUGUUGCUCAGCUUUACGAGGGAGCUCGAAAAAAUACUGGAGAACUUGGGCCAACCUCACUCGAAUUUCAGGCUUUGGCUCACUACCGAUCCCACUCCGAAUUUUCCGAUCGGCGUUUUGCAGCAAUCGCUCAAAGUCGUCACGGAGCCACCAAACGGAUUGAAACUGAAUUUGAAGAAUACCUACUUCAAAAUAAACGAACAAGUUCUGGAAUGCUGUCAGCACUCGAUGUACAAGAACCUCAUUUACGUUCUGGCGUUUUAUCACGCGGUUGUUCAAGAACGUCGAAAGUACGAUAAAAUUGGCUGGAACAUAAAUUACGAUUUCAACGACUCGGACUUCAACGUGUGCACCACGAUAUUAGACACGUACCUGACUAAGAACUUGAACUUGAAGGAAACUCGCAUACCUUGGAACAGUCUCAAAUACUUGAUAGGAGAGGUAAUGUACGGAGGCCGAGUCAUAGACAGCUACGAUCGGCGAGUCUCCAAAGUGUACAUGGACGAGUACUUUGGCGAUUUCCUCUUCGACGCCUUCCAGCCGUAUCAUUUUUACAAAGACGAGCAAGUGGACUACGUAGUGCCGAUCCCGGGAGAUCGGCAGUCUUACCUCGAGUUCAUCGAGUCGCUGCCACUUGUAAAUACACCGGAAGUCUUUGGCCUUCAUCCCAACGCCGAGAUCGGCUACUUUACCCAGGCGACUAAGGACAUGUGGGCACAUCUCAUUGAUCUUCAGCCGCAAACUGUGGUCGGCGGAUCUGGAGUGAGCAGAGAAGAGUUCGUCGACAAUCUGGCCAAGGACAUUUUAGCGAAAUUGCCUGCCGAAUACGACAUGGCAAAAAUCAAAAGGAACUUUGGACUGGCCAUUUCACCAACAACGGUAGUUCUGUUCCAGGAGCUCGAAAGAUUCAACAAGCUCAUAAACAAGAUGACAACUACUUUGCAGCAACUGAGAAAGGCCAUAGCUGGUGAAAUAGGCAUGGACGCAGUGCUAGAGAACGUAGCGAACUCACUGUACAACGGAGCUUUGCCCCAAGAGUGGGCGAGAUUAGCACCAGACACUCGUAAAAAUCUUGCUGGCUGGAUGGAGCAUUUUGAGAAACGCAUUGCUCAGUACACCAGUUGGGCUGGUUGCAACGAGCCCAUGGUCAUGUGGCUUUCUGGGUUGCAUAUUCCCGAGACGUAUCUCGCGGCUUUGAUCCAAAUGGCCUGUCGGAGAAACAACUGGCCACUGGAUCGGUCGGUCAUGUACACCGCGGUCUCGCGCUUCAUCAAUCUCGAAGAGGUCGAGGAACGACCAGAUGAGGGGUGUUACGUGCAAGGACUGUACUUGGAAGGAGCUCGCUGGGACGUGAAGGAGAACUGCUUGAAACGGUCCCAUCCAAUGGUAUUGGUUGAACCUCUCCCGAUUUUGAGCAUCAUACCAAUCGAGUCUCAUCGAUUGAAACUAAUGAAUACCAUAAAGACGCCAGUGUACACGACAUCAAAUCGACGAAAUGCUAUGGGUGUUGGUCUAGUCUUUGAGGCAGAUCUCGGCACGUCUGAGCAUCCGUCCCAUUGGAUUCUUCAAGGUGUAGCUUUGACUUUAAAUACAGACUAA